This is a messenger RNA of Diospyros lotus (date-plum), 840 nucleotides long. RefSeq lists its product as uncharacterized. The transcript has a single exon. The coding region runs from base 1 to 840 and encodes 279 amino acids. The record is from RefSeq and is a predicted model, not a curated record. Lineage: Eukaryota; Viridiplantae; Streptophyta; Magnoliopsida; Ericales; Ebenaceae.
AUGCUGCUAAGUAGAAACUCGAACCUGAUCAUGUGCCGGUCAGUUGCUAGCACGUUGAAAAAGUCAUCCAUGUUGUUGUUCUCGUCCUCAGAGCCAAACUACAUUCACGACUUCCUCGAGCUGGCCACUCGAUUCCUCACUCAUUUCUCCACCAACCGAGCUCAUCAUAAGACAUCAACUAGUCUCAUCAACUUGAAGCAAGACAAGCACGAACCACUCUGGGCAUUCAUGAAUAGGUUUUUUCAAGAGGCCCUUCAGAUCAAGGACCUUAACCCGGCGAUCUCCUUACACGCCAUCAUGGCUGGGUUGAGAGUAGGCCCCUUCGUCGAUUCACUUGCCAGGAAGCCUCAGCAGGGUAUAUCAACAUGGAGAAAGCCUCGGUCGCCCAAUGCAACGAGGUCCAAGCGCAAGCACGACCGCAACCGGUCCUCCAACUGGGACCUUCCACUGGGCACCAGGAUAACCCCGAGAGGGACUCCUAUAGAAAGCAAGAAAACCAGGAUCACAACAAAGGGCGGAGAGAACCACCUCGGGCCCCUGAACCACCUCGAUUGCGCUACAACGCAUAUACCCCCCCUCACAGCUAGGCGAGAUUGGAUUUUUCGGGAGGUCUACAACGCCAGGGUCAUCCCCCUCUUGGAUAUCAGCGAGCAACGACCUCCUUGUGGCAAUACCGACACCAGCAAGCAGUGCGAUUACCAUCGUAUGUUCGAGCACACAACUGAAGAAUGUUAUGCCCUGAAGGACUGGAUAGAGCAUCUAGUCAGGGAAGGCUACCUCCGUCAAUAUGUUUACAGAACGGAUCGAAGACGGUCCCCACAAGGCAACCCAGACAGGUGA